This is a messenger RNA of Drosophila navojoa, 1143 nucleotides long. RefSeq names its product transport and golgi organization 11 (gene Tango11). Lineage: Eukaryota; Metazoa; Arthropoda; Insecta; Diptera; Drosophilidae. The record is from RefSeq and is a predicted model, not a curated record.
AAAGGCAAAAGGCGAGCGAUAAAGACAAGAAAAGAAUAAAAUAAAAAGAAACUUAAAAUUUACACGGCACAUACGAGUCUAUACGGAAGCAUUUCUGUCAGUUCGAAAAAUUGAUUUAUAACUGUUAUGAAAACGUCUCCUCUCCCAAACGCCUAACGCCUAACAAAAUCCCUGGCCGUGGCCCAAUAGCAGUGUCCCGCAGCAGUCGUAGCAGUCGCAGCCGCCCCCCAUCCCAGUAGGACGAGGGCAAAUAAAUACGAGAGAGGAGCCAAAGUCCAGAGACGAAAUGGUCACACCACAAUCGCCCGUUCCCAUGUUCAACGGGCUGGACGAUGAUUUGUUCAAUGAUGCGAAAUAUGCGCACGAGAUCAACGACAAGAUGCGCGUGCCGAAACGGAUAAAGGCCACCGGCGAGUACUCCGACGAGGAUCUGUUGCUGUCGAAUCAGAAUGGAAUGAUUAGUUCGUGGAAUUAUCAUGACAAGAUCGACAUGAAUGUGCCAGAUAGGAUUGUGGUGCUGGGCCACAAUCAGCAUCUGGAGACACGUUCGGCACCGCGUGAAAUCCAAUUGGAGAACUCCAUACUGCCCAAGAAUCCGUCGGUGGGCUUUCUGCGUGUACAGACGCCGCCGCGCGUCAUUACACUCACGGAUCAUCCCUUCCCAUCGGCCUCGGAGCAAAACUCGCCGCAUCAACGACCCAACGGGAAUUUCUAUGGCAACGAUCUGGACGGCGAUGUGGACGACGACGAGGAGGCACAACGUGCCACACAAUAUGUGCGCUCCAAUGGCAACGUGCGCAUGGGAUUUCAGAACAGCAACGACGCCAACUCCGUGGAAUCCGACUCGCAGCUUACAACGGGCAGCGGCAGCAAACGUUCGCAGCUGAUGCAACAGCAACUGCAGCAGCAGCCAAACAGUUUGGAUGCCUCCAUGCUGGCCCAGCGCGAUGGCACGCCCAUGGGCGAACUGUCACCGCACGAGGAGAUCCUCUAUCUGCGCCGGCAGCUGGCCAAACUGAAUCGACGCGUUCUGAACAUUGAGAUCAACAACGAGCAGCGGAUGCAGCGCGAGAAGAUUGUCUACUGUCUGGGCCUGGCCUACUUUGUGCUGAAGACCAUCUUCUGGCUGAACCGCAACUAGAG